This is a messenger RNA of Microtus oregoni (creeping vole), 1353 nucleotides long. RefSeq names its product nuclear factor, erythroid 2 (gene Nfe2). Lineage: Eukaryota; Metazoa; Chordata; Mammalia; Rodentia; Cricetidae. Bases 23 to 1144 code for a protein of 373 amino acids. Gene Ontology annotation, molecular function: RNA polymerase II cis-regulatory region sequence-specific DNA binding; DNA-binding transcription factor activity, RNA polymerase II-specific. Gene Ontology annotation, biological process: regulation of transcription by RNA polymerase II. The record is from RefSeq and is a predicted model, not a curated record. The transcript is spliced from 2 exons. Gene Ontology annotation, cellular component: nucleus.
GGCCAGCAGCUGGCACAGUAGGAUGCCCCCGUGUCCUCCCCAGCAGAACAGGAACAGGUUGUCACAGCUGCCUGUUGGGGAGCUGGGUGAGAUGGAACUGACUUGGCAAGAGAUCAUGUCCAUUACUGAGCUGCAGGGUCUAAAUGUUCCAAGUGAGCCAUCCUUUGAGCCCCAAGUACCUACCCCAUACUCUGGACCAUUGCCACCUCCAACAUACUGCCCCUGUUCAGUUCACCCAGAUACAGGCUUCUCCCUACCCCCACCACAUUAUGAGCUCCCAACAUCCACUCCCCCUGUCCCAGACCUCCCAUACUCCUAUGGCAACAUGGCUAUCCCAGUGUCAAAGCCCCUCACUCUUUCAGGCCUGCUGAACGAGUCCCUCCCAGACCCCUUAGCUCUUCUAGACAUUGGGCUGCCAGUGGGGCCACCCAAGCCCCAAGAAGACCCAGAAUCUGACUCGGGAUUAUCCCUCAACUACAGUGAUGCAGAAUCUCUUGAGCUAGAGGGCGCAGAGGCUGGCAGACGGAGGAAUGAGUAUGUGGACAUGUACCCAGUGGAGUACCCUUACUCCCAUAUGCCCAGCUCCUUGGCCCACCCAAACUAUACUUUGCCACCCACGGAGAUACCCUUGGCCUUAGAGUCAUCCUCUGGCCCUGUGCGGGCUAAGCCUACUGUCAGGGGGGAGGCGGGGAGUAGGGAUGAGCGGCGGGCACUAGCCAUGAAGAUUCCCUUCCCUACGGACAAGAUCGUCAACUUGCCUGUAGAUGACUUUAAUGAAUUGUUGGCACAGUAUCCGUUAACAGAGAGCCAGCUGGCUCUAGUACGGGACAUUCGACGGCGGGGCAAGAACAAGGUGGCAGCCCAGAAUUGUCGCAAGAGAAAACUGGAAACCAUUGUGCAGUUAGAGCGGGAGCUGGAGCGGCUGGGCAGCGAGAGAGAGCGGCUUCUUAGAGCGCGAGGAGAAGCUGACCGUACUCUGGAGGUCAUGCGGCAACAGCUGGCAGAGCUAUACCACGACAUUUUUCAGCAUCUUCGGGAUGAAUCUGGCAACAGCUAUUCACCUGAGGAAUAUGUACUCCAACAGGCUGCUGAUGGGGCCAUCUUUCUGGUACCCCGUGGGACAAAGACAGAGGCCUCAGAUUGAGUGGGCCUAGAGAAGACCAACAAUGGUGCUAGGCCUUCCCCUAGGUAUUUCAACCUCAGGACCAGGAAGUUCUCCAACCAAGAGGGCAGGUGUAACCUUAGCAUUUGGAUGUUCCAAGGUAUGUUUGGUGAGGUUUACUUGGAAGCCAGGAAGUGUUGGCUUCCCAGGUCCCACCACGCCUCUACUUCUUGUCUAAUUGGUCCAUAAAA